This is a messenger RNA of Lindgomyces ingoldianus, 1335 nucleotides long. RefSeq lists its product as uncharacterized. NCBI's taxonomy places the organism in Eukaryota, Fungi, Ascomycota, Dothideomycetes, Pleosporales, Lindgomycetaceae. The coding region runs from base 1 to 1335 and encodes 444 amino acids. The record is from RefSeq and is a predicted model, not a curated record. The transcript is spliced from 3 exons.
AUGGAUCAACCCGAGGAUGUUGAGGUUAUCCUCACUUCCAAGCACCGCUACAACCUGCAUUCCAAUGUGCUCGCGCGCAACUCCCCCUUCUUCGCUGAUCUCCUCAUAGAAGCCAACGCCGCGAAACUUGCUCCCCGUACAUUGGCCACGGGAAAGUACACGCGCUGGAUGUUCCAGUUGCGCAAGCUGCCCAAUGACGACUACCCAGCCGGGCAAUUGGCCCUCCUCAAACUCAACCACAAAGCCGAACCCAUCAAUGCAACGCAUAUCUUCACGCUCAAUGAAAAUGGCAAAGAGCCCACCAAAUUCUUCGAACAUUACGAAUCCCUGCUCUACGCCUUCUACGGAAAAGACCUCGCCAUCUCUAACACAGACAUGAUGUGCGCACUCCAAGACGCCAUCUCGAUUCUCCAAAUCGCCGAAUAUCUCGGCUGCGUCAAUGUGAUCAGCAAGCCCAUCGACGCCGCAUUCUUCAAGCACGGACAGGUUCUCUUUCGCGCGAUCCAGACGAACCCGCGCCACUGGGCAGAUCUAGCGCUGAAGAUCAAGUCUGAGAUGAUGUUCAAGGAAGCUAUUGUUCAUCUCUCUGGAAGCUGGAAUGCGAUUUCCUAUACCAACAAAGCCACCCUAGGUGCCGAGAUCCGCGCGGUGUGCGAAAAACACCACAAUCUGCUAAUGCGGAAGCGGCAGCGCGUUGAAUCGCUACUCGCAUCCACCUACCCAGGGAACAUGGCAGCGCCCAGCGACUUCCGCCCCGUCAAGCGCGAAGACUACGCUAAAGACAUCCUCGUCUGGAUGGCGCUGGGGUUUUUCCGCCACUGGUUCGCGCAACAGGUUAUCAUGGGCAGCGGUGCGCAUUCUCCUGACGGCGGCUUCGCGCUGUAUUCCCGCGUAGCGAAAGGCGGGGAUGCGUAUAUGGAUAAAGACGUCAUGGGACAGUUCAACAAAAAGUUCCCCGUUACGAAGAAGGCGAUGAAUGUGCUGGAAAACCAUCUCGCGGAAAUGAAAAUCGGGUUCCAGGAUUUGGUGCAGAAACAGAGGGUUUUGGAUUCAAAUUGCCAGCUUGAUGUUCACCGGUAUCCGGUCCCUUAUCUUACGUGUGUGGAGCUGGAUCGCGAGGAUUAUCCCUGGUUGAGGGAGCUGGUGGGUGGUGAGGAUCCGGUACCUGAGAAGCGGCCGGGGGGGAAUCAGAUCGUCCAGGAGAACUUGGCAGCUGCGCGACGAUACGCUGGCGAGAUGAUUGCGGAGAGUUCAGGGAAGCGGGGUCGUGAGACGGGAGAUGAUCAGGUGGAGUUGGACCUCGCGGCGGCGUAUGGGAAGAAGCGUCAAAAAUAA